Messenger RNA from Sorex fumeus (smoky shrew), 1732 nucleotides. RefSeq names its product Jrk helix-turn-helix protein (gene JRK). The record is from RefSeq and is a predicted model, not a curated record. The coding region runs from base 17 to 1621 and encodes 534 amino acids. Gene Ontology annotation, cellular component: nucleus. Gene Ontology annotation, molecular function: DNA binding. The transcript has a single exon. Lineage: Eukaryota; Metazoa; Chordata; Mammalia; Eulipotyphla; Soricidae.
ACCCGCCUUCCUCCCCAUGGCCUCCAAGCCGGCUGCCGCCAGGGGCCCCGGGGAGAAGAGGAAGCGUGUGGUGCUGACUCUGCGGGAGAAGAUCGACAUCUGCACGCGGCUGGAGCGCGGCGAGAGCAGGAAGGCGCUGAUGCAGGAGUACAACGUGGGCAUGUCCACCCUGUACGACAUCCGCGCCCACAAAGCCCAACUCCUGCGCUUCUUUGCCAGCUCGGACUCCAACUCGGCGCUGGAGCGUCGGCGCACGCUGCACACACCUAAGCUCGAGCACCUGGACCGCGUGCUGUACGAGUGGUUCCUGGGCCGGCGGGCCGAGGGCGUGCCCGUGUCAGGGCCCAUGCUCAUCGAGAAGGCCCGCGACUUGUACGAGCAGAUGGGGCUCACCGAGCCCUGCGUCUUCUCGGGCGGCUGGCUGUGGCGUUUCAAGGCCAGGCACGGCAUCCGGAAGCUGGACGCGGCGGCCGAGCAGCAGGGCACUGAGCAGCAGGCGACCGAGUUCUGCGGCUUCUUCCGGAGCCUGGCGUCCGAGCACGGCCUGUCCCCCGAGCAGGUCUACAACGCUGAUGAGACCGGCCUGUUCUGGCGGUGCCUGCCGAGUGCCACGGCUGCCGCAGCUGAGGCCAUGCCAGGCCUCAGGCAGAGCAAGGACAGGCUGACGGUCCUCGCAUGUGCCAAUGCCACGGGCUCCCACAAAAUCAGGCCCCUGGUGAUCGGGAAGUGCAGCGGGGCCCCAGCUCUCAAGGCCCCCCAGCAGCUGCCGGUGGCCUACCGGGCCCAGGGGAACGUGUGGGUAGACCAGGAGGUCUUCUCAGACUGGUUCCACCACAUCUUCGUCCCCUCGGUGAAGGAGCACUUCAGCGCCGUGGGCUUUCCCGCCGACAGCAAGGCCGUCCUGCUGCUGGUCAGCUCUCGGGCCCACCCCCAGGAGGCCGAGCUGGCCUCCGACAACAUCUUCACCGUCCUGCUGCCGGCCAGCGUGGCCGCUCUCGUCCAGCCCAUGGACCAGGGCAUCCGCAGGGACUUCCUGCGGCGCUUCAUCAGCCCCGCGGCCACACCACCCGGCGCCCGCCCUCGCUGCGCCCUGCACGAGGCCAUCCUCCGAGUGGCCUGCGCCUGGGACGCGGUGCCCUGCGACGUCUUCAGCCGGGCCUGGAAGAAGCUGUGGCCUGCGGUGGCCGAGGGCUCGUCCUCCAAGGAGGAGGCUGAGCGCAGCCGGGUGGGCCAGAACCAGACCUUUGCCCACAUCAUGGAGCUGGUGCAGGACCCCCCUGCCCAGGCUGGCCGGCCACCCCUGGGUGUGACUGGCGGGCAGAAGGGCCAGGGUCGAGAGGCAGCAGAGCGGCCCCCCUCGCCUGCAGACCCGGCCCAGGCUGAGGGGGCCGGGGAGGAGGCGGCCUGGGUGCGGGCGGCCGAGUCCUUCGCCGUGGUGGUGGCCUUCGCAGAGCAGCACCCCUGCUUCUCGGCGCAUGAGCUGGACCAGCUGCGGGCGCUGCACUCUGUAUUUGCCAGGCAGCAGCUGGCGCGGGGACACCUGGCACUUCGGGCCGUGGUCAAGCUGGAGGCCCCCCGGGAGUGCUCCCCACUGCCCUGCUCGUCCACGGCCGGGCCCUGAGGGGAGGGCCCCACCCAACCGCAACCCCAGUCUCACUGUGGCAGGCAGAGAAAGGUCCGCCUUGGGCAGUGCCCAAGGCAGAGAUGGCCCGAGUCAGCAUGUCCCGUGUCU